UUUCCCUUUCUGGUGAAAGGGGACUGGAGCAUUAUGACAGUCAAGUCUUUAAAAGCUUAUGAGUUCCCAGAGUCCUUGCCGAGUAGCCGCUGCCUCCGCUGAUGUUGUCGGAUGUCAAUAAAGAGAGGUUGAAGGCAACACUUCUCAUGGAGCAGGUAACAUCGAAAGGUGCUGGCUUGAACCCCAACGCAAAAGUGUGGCAAGAAGUGCCCCAGGGCAGUGCUGAGGCCGUGCCCCCCACCAAUGGCACAGAGCACACGUGGCAGGAGACAGCAGCAGCCCAGGGGACUCCAGCUGAGGGUAACAUAGAGAUCUCAGAGGACAGCUGCAAGCAGUAUGAAGUGAUGUAUUCCCCGUCCUGUGAAGCCACAAGGAAUGGCACAGGAGUUGAUGAGGCGUCAGCAAAUGGAAUUGUCCUGGCGACUGAAGAUCUGGGAUACCAAAUCUAUGAAGUGUCUGGCGAUGGCAGCUCCACUGUGUCCACAGAAGAUAUCAGAGAAUGUUUGAGAAAACAGCUUGAAUUCUGCUUCUCUCGAGAGAAUCUUUCAAAGGAUCUCUACUUGAUGUCUCAGAUGGACAGUGAUCAGUUUGUUCCAAUAUGGACAAUUGCCAACAUGGAAGGGAUUAAGAAGCUGACAACGGACAUGGACCUUAUUCUUGAAGUUUUGAGAUCUUCUCCUAUGGUACAAGUGGAUGAAAGGGGGGAGAAAGUCAGACCAAACCACAAACGAUGCAUUAUCAUUCUCCGUGAGAUCCCCGAAACUACACCUAUAGAGGAGGUGAAGGCUCUGUUCAAGAAUGAGAACUGCCCCAAGGUGAUAAGCUGUGAGUUUGCUCACAACAACAACUGGUACGUUACAUUCCAGUCUGACACCGACGCCCAGCAGGCAUUCAAAUACUUAAGGGAAGAAGUGAAAACCUUUCAGGGCAAGCCAGUAAUGGCCAGGAUAAAAGCCAUCAACACGUUUUUUGCUAAGAAUGGUUACCGGGUGGUGGAUUCCAGUGUGUAUCCCCAGCCCGUGCAGACCCAAGCCCAGUUUGCCUCCCCCCUGUUUAUGCAGCCUGUAUAUAGCCCUCAGCAGUACUCCAUUUACAGCAUCGUGCCUCAGACGUGGUCUCCAAAUCCUGCACCUUACUUUGAGACACCACUGGCCCCGUUUCCCAACGGUGGAUUUGUGAAUGGCUUUAAUACACCAGGAUCAUAUAAAACAAAUGCUGCUUCUCUGAGUAUAGGUCGCCCAUUCCACAGGAAUCGGGUCAAGCCCCAUUUCCGCUCAUCCAGCAGCUCGGAGCACCCGGAGGGGCCGCCCGGCGCCGGGGCGCUGCCCAUGGGGGACCUGAGCAGAACCAGCUCCAGGAAUUUUGUCAUGGAGCGCCACAACAGCUCAUUAACGGGGCACCAAGACCAAGGCUAUUCCCAGAAGGAUUCUCCCACGGCACAGCUGGAGCAGAACGGCGAUUACGGCGUCGGCAGGGGCAGGAGGAACGUGUUCAGAGGUCGCAGGAGACGGGAGGACGACCGGGUUUCAAGACCUCAGCCUUCAGCAGAAACAAAGACUCAGACACCAAAGUUUGACUUGCUUGCAUCCAAUUUCCCACCUCUGCCUGGCAGCACAGCAAAAAUCCUGGGAGAGCCUGUGCUGGAGAGCAGGAUGUCCGACGUCGUUAAAGGAGUCUGCAAAGAGAAGGAAAGCAAAGACUCCCUGUGCCCCUGCCCUGCUCCUGCUCCUGCUCCAGAAGAACAAACGCCCAGCACUGCCCAACCACCCGUGCCCAGUGUGAGCUCCCCGAGCCAGACUGAGCCUGUGGUGCUGAGCACGGUUCAGCCAGAGAGCAAACCAGAGGAAGUGUCUGCUCCAAAGGAUGUGGCCAGCCCGGCUUCUCCGCCGGCAUCCGUCUGUCCCAUCAGUGCUGCAAAGCCGCCGAGGACAAACACCUCCUCACCUUCUGCUCAAGCAAGUGCAGCUCCUGCUCUGUCAACACAGGAGCCUCGCAAGCUCAGCUACGCCGAAGUUUGCCAGAAGCCCCCAAAGGAGCCCCCUCCAGUCCCCGUGCAGCCUCUGAGGGAGCACCGCACCAACAUCGUGGCCCCUGCCAAAAGCGAAGAGAACGGUACGGCGGAGAAGGCUCCGGAGAAGGCUCCUCACGAGAGGCCCGAGGGGAGAAUGAAGGAUUUCUGCGGCUUCCGCGGCAGCGGAGCUCCCAGGGGAGCUGCUGCCAAAAUCAGGGAACAGAGGCGCCAGUUUGGACGCAGAUCUUCGCCUCAGGGAGCGCCGCGCCGCGCGGGCAAGGAGCAGUUCGUGCCACCCCGGUCACCAAAGUAACGCUGGGCCAGCCAAUGAUUCUGUUUCACUUGAGCUGUGGACUAAAGAGCAGCAGAGAGACUGAGGAGGAGGGAAGGAUUCGGGAAGGGGAGUAUUGAACUGGAGUGUGGCUUGUGUGGAGAAGUUGUGGAGGGUCCCAAAAUUCAUCUCUAAAAGUGAUUUCACAAAUGCUGGAGGAUUCCAAUCACUAUAAAUAUAGAGAUUAUAAUUUUUGUAUUUUUGUUUUUAAUUUGCAGAGGGUUUCCUGCUUGAAAUCAGCUUUGGGAUUGUGAAAGUAGCGUUUUGACAAAGUGAAAGGAUAUGAGUUGACAAAUUAACCUGUCCCUCGGUGUAGGAGGCAAAGGAUAAGAGAAUAUUAUUUUUGGAAAAUGAGCAUUUCUGUAAAAUUAGAACUUUUUUUAACCUAUUUAACGUUUGGCUUGUGGGCUGGUCUGUCUGCCAUGGAUGGCCUGGCAUUGCAGAGGCCUCUGCAGCAGCAUGAGCGGAGCGAGUGCAGCCAGACCUGUUGUCAUCACUUAGUCACUGAUGAUGAAAACUGAAUGUACUACUGUAGUGUAACCCAUGUGUUUCCAGCUUGAAGUAGAGUCUCUUGACCUUACUAAUAUUUCAUUCAGCAAGCUUUUUAAGGUAUAAGUUUUGCAGGGUACUGGAUUGUAGAUGAGAGUGUGUGGACAGCAGAAAUUGUCUCGUAGACGCAGUGGAAGGAGGCAAAGGGAGCAUGUGAGAAUCUUUAUUAUGCCCUUUUUGCUCGCCUCCUUUUGAGGGCAACUCCUUAGGUUUGGGGUUUUGUUUGUUUGCUUUUUCCCUCUCUUGUUACUUUCUCUAAUUUCUUUAUUACAGACUUCAGUGCAUUUUUCUUGGUGUGUUUUCCUGAGGCAGCCCCAGGGUAGGAUGGGCAGGUGGUGUUACCUGCACAGGUAAGGAGCCUGGAAUUCCAGCUGCAGAUGCUGAAUUCUGCCUUGCAGGUGGGAACUCUGGGCACUCUCUGUCAUCUCUGGAUGACUGGGCAGCAAACCAGAGCUGUGGCUGGGUUUUCUCUGUGCUGACUCUGGAAUAGGCUGUUGGCUGCUGUAUUGCCAGAAAUCAGGGUUUAGGCUCCUGGGAACUCGUUGUUUACAGCUGAUGUCAUAGCAACUGACUCUUUUUAACUGUUUAAAGUGGAACUAAAGAUGCAGAGUUAAGGAAAUCCCCUCUGGAGCAGUGGCUCCUUGCCAGCUGUGUGCUGACUGAAUUUGCAACACUAUUGUGCAGUAAGUGGUUAAGUUUCAGGGUGAUUAAUGACCGAAAUAGGAACAUUCAGCGCAUUAAUCUGCCAAAAUCAGCAUACCAGGGUUCAAAGUUCUGUAUAAAGCGUUAGGGAAAAGUAGCUUCCAGCAGUAAGAAUCACAUCUUUAUUUUUUCCUCUUUUUUUUUUUUAGUGAAUAGCAAGUGUACAAAUUUAAAGUUGUAAGUUGUGAACACUGGAAAACUCAAUUGUGAUAUAUUCCGUAACCAUCUUAGUAAUAUAUGCUCGUGUUGCCAUAGAAUGAAUGUAAGUGGCAGUUAAAAUAACUGUGAAAUUUUUCAUCUUCUGAUUUCUUAGCCAGAUAACCCUUGGCGACUUGGGCCUCAGUAGGAAUUCUCUAUCAACUGCUUGGAGAACACUCAUAUCUAUUUUUAUAAAUAUAUAUAUAAAGCCAGAGUUGUCAUUUCUCUAACUUAUUAUUCAGCUUGGCAAUUGCUUUGAGUUGAUUCAUAACACAAUAUAAUGUAUUUAUGCAGUUAACUGUUCAUUUCUAGGCAUGUUACAAAAGAGAGAGUCAGAGAAUCACCGAAUGGGCUGACUUGGAAGGGACCCAUCAGGAUCAUGGAGUCCCAACUCCUGGCCCUGCCCAGACACCCCAAAAUCCCACCCUGUGCCUGAGACCAUUGUCUGGAUGCUUCUUGAGAUCAGACAGGCUUGGAGCUGUGACCCCCUUCACCUGGGGAGCCUCUUCAGUGCCCCACACCCCUCUGGGAAAGGAUUUUUUCCUAUCUCCCACCUCAACCUUCUCCAGCUCAGCUUCCUGCCAUUUCCUCGGGUCCUGAAGUAUGUAUACAUAUAUAUAUUUUUAUAUAUAUAUAUGUAUAUAUAAACCCUAAAAUCACUAUUCACUUUGAAACUACCUGUACUGGGUUUGGGAGGUUUUUUUUUUUAAUUUGGUGAAAAAAAAUCGUUGAUCACAUCCACAGUUAGGGAUCCUUACAGACCCUUCUCCAUUUAUUUUGAUGAUGCUACUCUUGUUGGAACAAUAGGCAAGUUUAAAUAUUUAGUGUCAAAGUCCUGAAAUGCAGUGAAUGCGAAGUUGAAUUAGUUUUAAAGGCUCUAAACAAUUCCUGCAGCCAAACUGGAACAAAACAAGCCUGUAGGGUGGUUCAUGGGUGUUCAGGGGAGAUGUGUUCUGGGACGUUGAGGCAGCGUUGGGAUCUGACAGCUUUGGCUGUUUGGAGGAGGAAUUGAGAGGAAAGUGGGCUGGGAAAAAAUUCCCUGAUCCAGUGUCAGUGACUUGCUUGUGCUGCGAGGGUCUGAGUGGUGAAAUGGAGCUUUGAGGGAAAACCCAACCCAGCUGUGGCUUCAUCUUCCUCGUGGGGUGUGGGAAGGGGGUGCUCUGUGAUCCUGGGGUGUCCCAGCAGCAGCAGCUCCUGCCUCGUGUGCAGGGGAUGCAGGUCAGGCUGUAGCUGUUGGCUUUUCCCAGCAUAUCCAAACUUCCCUCAGCUUAGGGCACUUGGAACGAUGAAUUUCACACCUGCAUGCAAGGGUUUCACGUUCCUUCCUGCAUGCAAGGAUUUCACGUUUCAAAUUCCACCAUUUCCAGCUGUGGUUUGGGGUUUGGUUUUUUCUUUGUUUUAUUUUUUUGCUUUCUAUUCUUUUCUGUGCAGGGGGAAAUUCCCAGUUGGAUACAGAGGCUGUGAAGCUGUGUUGGGGUGGGAGUUCUCCUCAGCACUGGGACCUGGCAGGGACUGGCUUUGCCUUUUCCUCUCAUGCUGGGCUGGGAGGGAUCUUGCGUCUGUCCCAGCAGUUUGUCCUUUGGGCAGACUGGGGAAACUGGGACAGAGGGGUGGUUUGGAACCAGACCCAAGCUCCUGGAUUCACCUGGCUCCAGGUGCUCUCCAAGGGCCCAGAGCUCUCCUGUUCCCUCUGGGGUUACCCUCGCGGGAUACAAACUGUCCUGCUCUGCUGAUGUUAAAUACCAGGAGGUGCAAAUCACACCUAACUUUCAGUUUUAGGAACUGUGACUUGUUUUCAGAGUUGUUGACUUCUGUUUGGGACAGAAAUACACUUCCCAGUUCAGGUCUUUUCCAAAUUACUGCGUGUGGAAAAGAUUGGGGCACUCUCUCGUGCUUCUGCUGGGGAGUGAAAAGAAGAAAUUCUUUGCAUGUGAUAGUAAAACUAAAAGUGCAAAAAGUUUUGUUUCUUUUGAUUUCUAACAUUAAGUUAGUUUUAUAGUAUCUUACAUUCCUGCUCUUGUUGUUUUGUUGGUUUUUUUGUUUUUCUUUAAUUAGCCUGGCACAGUAUGAUGGUGCAGUUUUAGCUGUAGGAAAUAAAAAAAGUAACCCACUAUUAACCA
This is a messenger RNA of Melospiza georgiana, 5911 nucleotides long. RefSeq names its product La ribonucleoprotein 4 (gene LARP4). The coding region runs from base 102 to 2324 and encodes 740 amino acids. Gene Ontology annotation, biological process: positive regulation of translation. The transcript has 16 exons. Gene Ontology annotation, cellular component: cytosol; cytoplasmic stress granule. Gene Ontology annotation, molecular function: mRNA 3'-UTR binding. NCBI's taxonomy places the organism in Eukaryota, Metazoa, Chordata, Aves, Passeriformes, Passerellidae. The record is from RefSeq and is a predicted model, not a curated record.